Messenger RNA from Ixodes scapularis (black-legged tick), 1702 nucleotides. RefSeq names its product signal transducing adapter molecule 1 (gene Stam). The record is from RefSeq and is a predicted model, not a curated record. NCBI's taxonomy places the organism in Eukaryota, Metazoa, Arthropoda, Arachnida, Ixodida, Ixodidae. The coding region runs from base 265 to 1542 and encodes 425 amino acids. Gene Ontology annotation, cellular component: ESCRT-0 complex. Gene Ontology annotation, biological process: protein transport to vacuole involved in ubiquitin-dependent protein catabolic process via the multivesicular body sorting pathway. Gene Ontology annotation, molecular function: phosphatidylinositol binding; ubiquitin binding. The transcript has 13 exons.
ACAAUCCCCUUGCAUCACCUUGCAUAUGUCCAUUUUUAUAUGUAUAAACCAGUGACGUCAGGUUGAAUGAGUCGUCGAAGCAGCCAGGAGCCAGGGCAAGUCAGGUGGCUGCCCUCAAGAUCAACAUCGAAUAGUGGGAGGCGGUGAAGAAGAAGCUAUCGGUCAUCGGACGCAGAUUUGUGUCAAUUACACCGAGUUCCACAACACAGCCCUCACCGGCGGUAAUAUUAUGUUCAAUUGAAAGCGACGCAGACCCGCACGACCAUGCCUUUCUUAGGAAACAACUCGCCUUUCCAACAAGACGUUGACAAAGCGACCAGCGAGCGGAACACAUCCGAGGACUGGGCCCUCAUCUUGGACAUCUGUGACCGAGUGGGCACGGUCCCGGGAGGACCCCGUGACUGUCUGCAAUGCAUCACGCGCCGCAUGAACCACACCAUUCCACAGGUGGCGCUGCAGGCUCUCGUGCUACUGGAUGCAUGCGUGAAGAACUGCGGCAAGAUCUUCCACCUGGAGGUGUGUUCCCGGGAGUUUGAAUCCGAGUGCAAGAAACUGCUUUCCAAGGGUCAUCCCCGCGUUGUGGAAAAAAUGAAGGGCUUGCUCCGCAAGUGGGCACAGGAGGACUUUGCAAAGGAUCCCCAGCUGAGCCUCAUUCCGUCGCUGUACUCAAAGCUGCGGGGGGACGGCGUGGACUUUGGUGGCCUCGAGGGGCAGGCUCAGGAAACAUCUCAGCCCGACGGAGCGCCUCCGGCCGCCGGAAGACAACACCAGGAAGAACAAGACCUUGCCAGAGCCAUUGAGCUGUCUCUGCGCGAGUCCCCCGCCAAGAGCCUGUAUCCACGUGCUUCGUCUCCGGACGCUUCCGGGUUCGAAGCUCCCGUGGCGGCAGCGAGAGAACCGCGCAAGGUACGGGCGUUGUAUGACUUCGAGGCGGCCGAAGACAACGAGCUGACCUUCAAGGCUGGAGAGCUGCUGCUCGUUCUGGACGACAGUGACCCCAACUGGUGGAAGGGUUCGAACCACCGUGGAGAGGGCUUGUUCCCCGCAAACUUCGUCAGUGCAGACUUGGAGGAAGCGGGGCCACCCCCAGAGCCUCAGGCACCUGCCCCACAGGAGGAGGCCCCCCCAGCAGAACCCCUCUGUGUGGACCCUGCCCAGAUUGACGACACCCUGCAGCGGCUUCACGAAACGGACCCUGCCAGUGGACAGCCAGACCCACCAGACUUGCUGGCUCUUGAGGAGCGCUGCGCAGGCAUGGGCCCGCUGAUCGAGCAGGAGCUCGAGCGCAUUGACCGCCGACACGCCUCGCUGACUGCUGCCAGCCGGCAGCUGGCAGAGGCCCUGGCACUGUACCACGGACUGAUGCGGACACCGGCGCCACCCGCCCCCGGUCCUCCCAUGGUCUAUGGCGUGCCGUCGGAAGGAAACCACGAUCCGGCGUCCCUACCACCCGCCCAGUUUCCCGGUGCGCCUGGUGCAACUCCGCAGCAGGGAGUGCCCCAGGGUGCCAUGGGAUCGCCCGUGGGAUUCCCGCUGCUCUGAGGUGUUGCACCGUCGUCACGGUCGCCAACGCAUGCCGGCACAACAGGAAGCAGAGGGCAAAGGGCUUGCUGCGCAAGCCUUCCACAGCCCAAGCCUUCUGCAGCCCAAAAAGCAGUAGGCUCGCCGAGCACGAGCUAAGAUAUAAAGAGACUCCGGAGGA